Molecule: messenger RNA, 765 nt
Organism: Strigops habroptila (Kakapo)
Lineage: Eukaryota; Metazoa; Chordata; Aves; Psittaciformes; Psittacidae
Product: synapsin-1-like
Exons: 2
Coding region: 1-765 (254 amino acids)
Source: RefSeq, a predicted model, not a curated record
AUGCGUCCUGUUAUUUCUCUUCCUUUUGCCAUCCAGAGGGAAGCGAGCUGCACAGGUCCCAUCACUCUUGCAAUUGGGCCCUUCUUUCUGGUUUGUCUGUCGUCUUGCCCUCCUUCCGAGCGCUGGGAUUACUACUUGGCCGUGGGAGCCAGCCAGCCAGCCAAAAACAUGGCACUCGCGCCCCCCGCGGACCUGCCCCUCCGCAACACCCCCCCAACCAGAACCAAAAGCAAAAGCAAAAGCAAAAGCAAAAGGGGUCCGCCCGCUCCCGGCGCCUGGCCAAAGCCUCCCUCCAGCAGCCGCCACUGCCAGGCGCUCUCCCCUCCAGGUGCUAACCGAGCCCGACCCUGCUUAGCUUCCCAGAGGAGACGAGCUCGGAGCUUCGCAGGUUGCUGCGCUCGCCGAGCCGCCGCCACGCUCCCGCCCCGCGCUCCAGCCCCAGCGGCCCACGGCCCCGGCACGAUUCUGACGCACACCCGCCCUGCGGCAACCCCCGCCCCGCCCCGCCGCAACCCCCCCGAGCAGCGCAGAGCCCCGCACAGCCCUGGCCCCGCCGCCCCCAAACAAACCCCCUCGCCCAAGCCACGCCACGCUCCCGCCCUCCCUCCCUGCCUGCCGCCCCCCUGCGAGAGCCGCACGGGCGCCCCCCGUUCCCCCCGCAUAGCUGACUCUCGCCAACAGCCCGGCCGCAGCAGCCCCACAAGGAAAAAAAGGGGGCCGGCAGCGCCUGAAAAAAGCCUACAGCACGCGGCCUUCCGCAGAUAG